CGUCAUACCCUCGUCUCGUUUAUAUACUCUGAUAGAACCUCUUCUUCUCUCACACAAAAACGACACAACACAAUUCACCACUCUUCUUCUUCUUCUUCUCUCAAAUUCUCACACUUAUUUAGAUUUACAAAUACAAAAUCAAAAUCAAACAGAAAAGUAAAUUAUGGGUUUACAAAGCCAGCUAAACGACGUGUCGUCUGAUUCAAUUCCUUUACUUGUUCUGAUGCACAUAGCCACCUGCGUCAAUUACAUCCGUUCGAUGCUUCUCAAUUUCCUCCAAUCCAUAGGUCUCUCACGCCUCCAAACUGAUCAGAUCGUCGACGAUCACUUCAUCGCCGCCGUCGGAUCGGGUCUCGCCGGACUCAUCAUGCUCUCCGAUCAACUCUCCCUCAACAAUCAAUUCUUCUACAAAUACGAAGACGCCGCUUCCGCCGACAAUCACCGCUGCGUCUUCUGCCAAUCCAACUUCGAAAACGGCGAUCAUGUUCGUAAGCUUCCUUGCCGCCACGUCUUCCACCGUCACUGUCUCAACGGUUGGUUCCACCGCUUCAACUUCAAUUGUCCGUUAUGCCGUUGUUCGCUACACUCCGACGAGCGCGUGGCACUCACCGAACGCCGUGUCGGUAGCCAACUCAUCUCAUGGUUCACCCUUCGUUGAUGCGAUGCACACUCACUCCAUCAUUUUCCUUCAAAUCCCAAUUUUACCCUUUACCUUUUUAUCUAUUUUUCAUAGGGUAAUAAUAGGAUAAAUUUUUCAUUUUACAGUCAGUAUUGAGUUUUUUUACAUUUUUUGAAAGGGUGUUUGAGAAACCCUUUUUUGGGCUGAUGUAAAUUUUGGACUCCUGUGUUUAUGGGUAAUAACUGGAGACAUUAGCAAGUUUCUGCAAAAUUUGAUUACA
This is a messenger RNA of Medicago truncatula (barrel medic), 899 nucleotides long. RefSeq names its product E3 ubiquitin-protein ligase RHA2A. The record is from RefSeq and is a predicted model, not a curated record. Bases 164 to 658 code for a protein of 164 amino acids. Lineage: Eukaryota; Viridiplantae; Streptophyta; Magnoliopsida; Fabales; Fabaceae. The transcript has a single exon.